This is a messenger RNA of Coregonus sp. 'balchen', 976 nucleotides long. The record is from the annotation of a GenBank genome assembly. Lineage: Eukaryota; Metazoa; Chordata; Actinopteri; Salmoniformes; Salmonidae.
AUGACUCAGACGGUUAAUGACAUUAUGACUCAGACUAAUCAGACGGUUAAUUACAUUAUGACUCAGACUAAUCAGACGGUUAAUGACAUUAUGACUCAGACUAAUCAGACGGUUAAUGACAUUAUAACUCAGACUAAUCAGACGGUUAAUGACAUUAUGACUCAGACUAAUCAGACGGUUAAUGACAUUAUGACUCAGACUAAUCAGACGGUUAAUGACAUUAUAACUCAGACUAAUCAGACGGUUAAUGACAUUAUUACUCAGACUAAUCAGACGGUUAAUGACAUUAUGACUCAGACUAAUCAGACGGUUAAUGACAUUAUGACUCAGACUAAUCAGACGGUUAAUGACAUUAUAACUCAGACUAAUCAGACGGUUAAUUACAUUAUGACUCAGACGGUUAAUGACAUUAUGACUCAGACUAAUCAGACGGUUAAUGACAUUAUGACUCAGACUAAUCAGACGGUUAAUGACGUUAUAACUCAGACUAAUCAGAUGGUUAAUGACAUUAUGACUCAGACUAAUCAGACGGUUAAUGACAUUAUAACUCAGACUAAUCAGACGGUUAAUGACAUUAUGACUCAGACUAAUCAGACGGUUAUGUACAUUAGGACUCAGACUAAUCAGACGGUUUAAUGACAUUAUGACUCAGACUAAUCAGACGGUUAAUGACAUUAUGACUCAGACUACUCAGACGGUUAAUGACAUUAUGACUCAGACUAAUCAGACGGUUAAUGACAUUAUGACUCAGACUAAUCAGACGGUUAAUGACGUUAUAACUCAGACUAAUCAGACGGUUAAUGACAUUAUGACUCAGACUAAUCAGACGGUUAAUGACGUUAUAACUCAGACUAAUCAGACGGUUAAUGACAUUAUAACUCAGACUAAUCAGACGGUUAAUGACAUUAUGACUCAGACUAAUCAGACGGUUAAUGACAUUAUGACUCAGACUAAUCAGACGGUUAAUGACUUAUAA